Messenger RNA from Talaromyces amestolkiae, 7410 nucleotides. RefSeq lists its product as uncharacterized. The record is from RefSeq and is a predicted model, not a curated record. Gene Ontology annotation, biological process: phosphatidylinositol phosphate biosynthetic process. Gene Ontology annotation, cellular component: endosome membrane; fungal-type vacuole membrane. Gene Ontology annotation, molecular function: ATP binding; metal ion binding; 1-phosphatidylinositol-3-phosphate 5-kinase activity. The transcript is spliced from 2 exons. Lineage: Eukaryota; Fungi; Ascomycota; Eurotiomycetes; Eurotiales; Trichocomaceae. Bases 1 to 7410 code for a protein of 2469 amino acids.
AUGGCUUCCAAGAAAGCUAACGAACCUCCGAGUCCUUCUGCAUCGUCAAUAUUCUUGCCUCUAGGGAGACGAGGUUCCCGCAGCUCCUUGUCAACCCAAGCCGAACGCGAGACCUUAACAGAGGCACUGGAUCAGAUCCAUUCAGCGGCCUAUCAAUCCGAUUCUCUUACAGUCUUCAACGAAUUUGCCAAUCCCCCUACUUCCUUAGCAGUUGUCGAAAAUAACAAUGUGUCGAAUGAUUCGCAGAGUGGACUUAGUGGAUUGUAUAGUCGACUGCGAGCGUCUGUGGGUGGUGCAAAGGAUAACGGUAGUUCGGGACGACGAGUCGAAGGAAACUCCACGUCUAUAGUCAACAAACAAACAGCCGGCGAAGAUAGUGUGGUCGCUGUGAAUGAUGCUCAGGCUUCAAAUCCUAGCUCGGCUCAUGCUUCCAAAAUACAUACGCCUUCAGUGGGAACUUUGUCACCAGCGACAGAGUCGUUCAACGCAGCUCAGAAUUUCAAAAAUAGCAAACUCGUGUCGAAACCGAACAGUAUUUCUUCGUCCAAAACAUCACUGUCUUCCACUCCCGCAGUCAAAUCUCCCGUACCAACACUCACCAAGGCGACAGACCCAACAGUCACCGAGUUGAAUGCGAACGUUCCUCACGAUGGUAGCCGGGACUUUGAAACAAGCAACGGGAAUUUGCCACUGAACAUAGAUUCAGCUGUCACCCAAUACAAUGAUUCUCUACGGUUCGAUGAAGUCGAACAAGUAGAUGGCAUAUCAAGCCGGCGGUCUUACUCUCCUGUCUUGACCGCGAAACAACCCAACGUUCAUCGAGAGAGCUCGAGCCCGAAGGACCCGUACAUCAAGUCAGAUUCUGGAAAUACUGUGUCUGCAAAUGAGAAGUCAGGGAGGGUGUUUGAUCGACGAGAUCUUACAGAAUUGGACACAUCUGUCGGUGCUGGUUCUCGAAACGUAAAGCAGGCCGGAAGCAGUGACGAGGUAUUCAACACAGCACACGGAAAUACCACUACGACAUCUUCGAGCUCUAUUACUGGUGAUGGGUCAACGGCCCCAACAUCUGCGGGUGAUAUCAUGGCACACGAGUUAGAUGACCGCCUACCCACGCAUAGCCGACACCCUUCGAUCACAACAUCUUCUAUUGUUUCGCUUGAGGACCGCAAUGUGAAAAGUCCAGUUCCCUCAAAACUUUCUACUGACAGACCUCAAGAAAAACUUGUCAACCGGGUCAGUACUAGUCGUUUACCGGGAUAUGUUAUGUCCAGAGCAUCGUCCAGUGAAACAGCUACCACCAACUCGGCUGUAAUGGGUUAUAGUUCACAGCCUUACCGUCAACAAGCUACAAACAAGGGCACGAGUACUCCAAAUAGCACUUUCAAUCAACUGAGAAGCAAACUGCUGAGCAAGGAAUUUUGGAUGCGAGAUGAAAAUGCCAAGGACUGUUUCUUGUGCGGAGAGCCUUUUACUACUUUCCGUCGAAAGCAUCAUUGUCGAACUUGUGGACAGAUUUUCGAUUCAAAAUGUACAUCUCUUAUUCCGGGAGUUUACUUUGGUCAAGGCAGCUCCGUCAGAGUCUGCAAGCCUUGUGAAGAUAUGAUUAACUCGCGCGAGUACGACUCAUCCGAUUUGUCAGAUAUCGAGCAAAGUCCUGUAACAUCUCCAACCCCGGGAAACAAGGACUUGUUCAACGGACCACUAACCAAUGGUUCAAAAGAGGAUGAGGAUGACGCCUCUUCGAUUAGAUCUCAAUCCAUAGAGCAUGUGUUGAAAACACCAACCAUGGCGAUUCCUGCAACACGGCGUGUCAACGAGAACGGCAAUCGUCGGUCUGCUGUCCUAGAGAUUGGAUCUGAACGACCGUUGACUCGCCCAACUUCGUCUAGGUCAUUGAGAUCAUCGGCAAGUUUAAGACCUCACCCAGGGCAUAGAAGACAUCUUUCACGGCAACAACUUCGUGACUUUAAACCUCAUCAUGAGGAGCGGGCACCUUUCCAACAACGUCGUCAUUUAGUAGAUGUCAAUAACACAGACCGGCUACCAGCUUUCCAUCGUGACAAUAUUAUUGACCCAGAUCUCGCUCAAUACUUAUCGGAUGAUGCUUCCAGUGGUGAUGAGCAACCAAAUCUACUUAGCGUUGCUGCUGAUAAUAACCUCGCUAAAAGCAGCGGCGAACAUGAACGAGCUACUUUUGGUGGACUUCUUGCGGCUGUCAAAAAAGGUCGCUCCCGUUUUAGUGACCGCAGUACUGCUAAUGGGUCAGUACUUAUACGGGAUGCUGAUGAUGCGAGUAUUAGCAGCUCCAAGGCAGUCAACUUACCACGCAAUUCCCGAAGACGUAAUCUGAGCAUUGCUAGUAGCGUUCAUCAACGACCGUCGCCGCGACUAUCAAAAGACAACCCCCUAUUACUUCAUGACCAUCAGACGCACAACAACUCUCAGCUAGUCUACCCGUCAUCGACGAGCGGCUUUAAAAUGACGAGAAGCUCGUCUAUGAGAGGCUCUAGUGCCCCAGCUAUUGAGUUGAACCGAUUGAGCUUGGAACACGUUCGAAAGUUGCUUCGGCAACUCCUAGAGGAUUCUUCAAUACCGCACGCCAAUAGCUGGGAGACUGCUCUGUUACCGAUCCUCCUCAGAGCUACUGAUGAUGUUGAUCCUGAUGUGCAGCGUGGUGAUGAUAUGGACAUUCGCCAUUACGUGAAGCUCAAGAAAAUACCUGGUGGUCGUCCCGGUGAUACGUCUUACGUGUCUGGGUUGGUUUUCACGAAAAACCUCGCUUUGAAGAGUAUGCCACGUAGUAUCCCUCAACCAAGGAUUCUCAUCAUAACAUUCGCCAUUGAAUACGCCCGUCAUCAACAACAUUUCAUGAGCUUAGAGCCGGUUAUCCGCCAAGAACGAGAGUUCCUUGAGAAUCUCGUUAGCAGAAUUGCGGCACUACAACCCAACUUACUACUUGUCGAGAAGAGCGUCUCUGGAUUAGCACUUGAGCUUCUUGAAAAGUCAAAUAUCGCCACGGCUUACAAUGUCAAGCCCUCUGUAUUAGAAGCCGUGUCGAGAUGCACACAGACGAGGAUAAUUACCUCCAUGGAUAAGCUAGUCACAAUCCCGACACAUACAGGACACUGUGACAGUUUCGACCUGAAGACUUACGUCUAUGGCGGUAGGAGAAAAACUUACAUGUAUAUUUCCGGCUGUGCUAAAGAACUCGGUUGUACCAUUGUGCUACGUGGUGCGAACAGCGAGAUUUUGUCGAGAGUCAAGCGUAUUACAGAGUUCAUGGUCUACGUUGUCUACAACCUGAAACUGGAAACAUGUCUGAUGAGAGACGAAUUCGCAAAACUGCCUACGGUUGAAGAUUUCAGCAAUGCAAUUACAAUGACUGGGGAGAAACCUGCAAGUGCUAAGGCUCCUUCUAUCAUCGAAUUUGCUACUGUCCAUGAAGAUGCCGCUCAAACAGAUGCGAAAGAUGCAUCUAAUGCGCAUCAUCACAUUACCGCUGCUACCGUGGAAGUGCCUGAUGAUGUGCCAAUGCCCACCUAUUACGAGGACAUAGUCGAGAAACACCAAACGAAAUUACUCUCCGCUUCACCAUGUGUUAAAUUCGAGCCCCCUCAUCCGCUCAUGCGAGCACGAGAGCUAGAGCGACGAGUAUCCUAUCUCGCACGAUUGCGCGAUAGAAUCGUUCAAAACUCCGAUGAAAAGAAUAAAUCUCAGAGAUUUGUGCUGAUUACACCCGAGCUCGUUCACCAAAAUCCCGAUAAUGCAUCCUCGAAAGUAAGAGAGGUUCUACGGGCAGUGCAUGAAGCGGAAUUGGAUAGAGCUAUGCACAACUAUCUGACACAGAAGCGUCAAUGGGAAGCCUAUCUUUCCGGAAACUCCAACCUAUUCGAUCCAUACGCGCAUCAAAAUAUUGUUGUUCUUUACAGUCUAGUGUGCACCACCACCUCUAUACCAUGCUCAGGUCCCGAUAUCUUCGCACUAGAUUUCUACAAUGAACACGAAAGUGAUGACCAUGUCUUCGAGCCUGACUUUACGCUGGGGCAAUACGUGGAAGAUCUGUGCCUUGAAGCCAAUGCUGUUUGCACUGCCAACGGAUGCGAGAACCGCAUGCAUGAACAUCACCGACAGUAUGUUCAUGGGGAGGCACAAAUUAGUAUAUUUGUGCAGCCCUAUCCUUCAAAAUUGCGUGGUCUGCAAGACACGAUUCUGAUGUGGAGUUGCUGUAAGAUAUGUGGCAAUGAGACGCAAGUGAUUCCUAUGUCUGCGAACACAUGGAGGUAUUCAUUUGCAAAAUAUCUCGAGUUGUCAUUUUGGAGCAGAAAUCUCCGAGUUCGGGCCGGAGUUUGUCAGCAUGACAUUCAUCGCGAUUACUUGCGAUUUUUUGGAUUCAAGGACAUGGCUUUGCGAAUUCAUUAUGACCCUAUUACAUUACUCGACAUUAUCGUGCCUCGCACACGGGUCACUUGGAAAGUCGAUAACGACUUGCGCCUGAGAAAUGAGGUGUACACCAAGUUUGAGCAUCGAAUCUCCAAGUUUAUGCUGUCCGUGAAGAACCGACUAAAGAGCAUCCAUGUUGAGAGUGUCAUGCCCGAAAAGGUGGAAGAUUGCAGGAAGGAGAUUGAAAUCCUUGUGAAAAAGGCAAAUGAUGAUCACAAUGGUUUGAUUAAGCACUUACAAGAGCAAUACAUGAAUUCCCGUUAUUGGGAGGUCAUUCCGUUGAACGAGGUUCUUCGUGCCGUUCAGGAGAAGGUUGUCGAAUGGGAUACUGCUUUUGCGGAUUUCGAGAGAAACUUCUUCCCCUCGGAAAAAGAUAUCAGACGUUUGGCCUCAUUGCAACUAAAAAAAAUCUUCCUCGACAAGGAUGCCUCGGCCACUUCUCUAACGUCUACCGAAGAGACGCCAACCACGCCAACUGAGAAGGAUUCCUCUGCAGUUGAAGAAGAAGCUGAACGGCCAAGGUCAAUGCGGCGCAUGACGCUAUCCCCGGAGAAAGCGAAAGACGUACUUGUCUCGGUUGUAGAAGAGCACUCCGGGAAGCCUGAGGCGCAGGAUGAAGUCACGGAACCCGUGGAUCCUAUCCCGGAUAGUGGACCAGCGAACGCGCCCAACUUAGAUCUGACCAGUCAAGAAGUAGAACAUCUUGAUCUUGCAGUUCCAACGAGCAUCUCGGAGGAUCUUCAGCUUGCCCGCCAAUCUUCUAUAGAUCUUCCUCAAAUAUCACGAGUUGCCACAUCUCCUCCGGAUUCCGGCCGAAUGACACCCUCUCCCGAAUUAGUCAGUCGCCCGAGUUCGGGACUCAGAAAAAGAAGUCCCACAGAAUUUACCACCAGCCCUAAGCAGAUACCUUCCUCCUCGGGCAUUCCUCGGCUCGCUGAGCAAAGCGCCAGGGUUAGUGGGAAAGCGAGAUCUCCCCCGAUAGUCCGAACUCAGUCUCAACCUCUACAGGCAUUGCAAGGAAGAGGGGCUAACGGGUCCCGGAAUUUUUUGAAAAUGAAUUCUAGUAGCUCGAGCAAAAAACAAAGUCCUCUUCCUAGUCCUUCAGGUCAUGAAAGACCGAAAUUUGGCGAAAAGAAGUUUUCGGAUCGAUUCGGUUUAGCUACUUUGAAACAAAACAAMCCCGCCAGUAGUCAUUCCUUGAUUCCUCGCUCGAUCACACCAAAGAACAAAAGUCCUCGUGUGUCAAGUCUAGCAAGGCAUUUUGAACAGCUGAGCAGGGAGUUUGAAAGGGAAAGACAGCGUGAGAGGUUACAAAGAGCAGCUAAAAGCAAGCACUCGCGGGCGUAUCCCAUCAUAUCCUCUAAAGCGACUGUUGAGGUGUAUAAAAACGUACGGGAAGCGGUUGAAGAGCGAGAACCACCCGGAGAAGGCGAAGGCGAAGAUCUCAUUUCUGACACAGGACGAUCGUCAUCAGAGAGUAAGGCCGACAGGAUAGGUGAAGAACCUACAGUUGAGAGCAAAGUUACAACUGAUAAAGAGCACAUUCCUACGAACCCAGACUCAGCUGGCCCAGAGAAUGAAUCAAACACCAUAGCCGAAAACAUUUCAGAGGCAGAAGAUGCGCAAAGCGACGAGGAUCAAAGUUUGACAUUAACCGGAUCUCCUGAGGAAUCGAUGAAGAUGGAAGAUGAACUAGAUUUGAAAGAACUUCCCAAGCAUGAACGGAAUACUUUGGUCAAAUUGCUGGCUAAUUUCUGGGCUGAACGAUCUGCCAGUGGCUGGCAAGCACUCGAUUACCCAUUGAAGGUAUCCGACCACGUAUUUGCGGAUUGUGAUAUCAUUGUUCGCGAAGAUGAGCCCAGUUCUUUAAUCGCCUUUGCUUUAGAUUCUUCAGACUACAAAAACAAAUUGGCCAGCAUUCAGGAACACUACGAUAAGGAAGAGUGGUCACACAACAAUGUUGAGUCGCGGGACCAGGCUAGGGUGGAGAGCGCUCUUCUGCGCCCAACUGGAACCCAUCUCAAGUACCAAUUCCAAGAAGGUCAGGCCAAGAUGCUCUGCAAGGUAUUCUAUGCCGAGCAAUUUGACGCAUUGCGUAGGAAAUGCGGUGUGGCAGAUCGCAUCGUCGAGUCACUUUCUCGUUGCGCCAAGUGGGAUUCCAAAGGCGGAAGGACGAAAUCACUGUUCCUGAAGACACUUGAUGACCGUUUCGUGCUCAAAUCAUUAUCACAGAUUGAAACUCAAGCCUUCUUGAAGUUUGCUCCUGCUUACUUCCAGAUCAUGUCCGAGGCUCUAUUCCAUGAGCUUCCUUCAGCAAUCGCCAAGAUGUUUGGUUUCUACCAAGUCAUCAUCAAGAACCCAGUUACCGGGGUCGAGUUCAAUUGGUACUUGCUUCUAAUGGAGAACCUAUUUUAUGAUCGGGUGCCAACUCGCAUAUUCGAUCUCAAGGGCUCAAUGCGCAACCGUAAAGUCCAAAGCACCGGUGAACGCGACGAAGUCCUUCUCGACGAGAACAUGGUUGACUUUAUCUACGAGACACCCUUAUUCACUCGCGAGCAUUCCAAGAAACUUCUUAGCCAGAGCGUGUGGAACGACACACUAUUUCUCGGUCGACAAAACGUCAUGGAUUACUCGCUGAUGAUUGCAAUUGACGAACCGCGCAAAGAACUCGUCGUUGGCAUCAUUGAUUGCAUCAGGACGUAUACAUGGGACAAGAAACUCGAAUCCUGGAUCAAGGAUCGCGGCUUCGCAGGUGGCGGCAAGAAUAGACCGACCGUAACGAGUCCGAAGGAGUAUAAGAGUCGAUUCCGACAAGCGAUGGCUAGAUAUGUUCUUCAAGCUCCGAACUGCUGGCACGAAUUCCAUUCCACAUUCUCAGACAACCGGCGUAUUGAAAAUCACCUUUCUCACAUGCAGACACCGCUCGAGAUAGAGACCAGCGAACUGACCGUUCACACGAACAGCGAAUAG